Paramecium sonneborni is the source of this 3637-nucleotide messenger RNA. Lineage: Eukaryota; Ciliophora; Oligohymenophorea; Peniculida; Parameciidae. The record is from the annotation of a GenBank genome assembly.
AUGGGUUGUGGAUUAAAGAAAGAAAAAUAAGAAGACAAAAAUGUGAUAGCUUCACUAAAACCAUUGAUUAAAUUUAAGAUCAUAUUUUCAAAUAUCAAAAUCAAAAAUAUUCCUCUUUAGAAAGCUAAAGUUCAUUUUUCAAUUGCUAAUUAAGAAUGUUUCUAAACUUAAAUAUCAUAAAAUAAUCCUAACCCACAUUGGAGAUAAACAUUUAGAUCAUUUCAUGAAAGUGAUUUAGAAACAUUAAAAUCAGAAUUUUUCAAAAUUGUAUUCUACUCUUAUUUAUUCAGAGUGUAUUUUGUGCUGAAAAAAAUAAAUGUUUUGCUUAUGUUGUUUAAAAUAUGUGGGAAGUUGCAAAUGGUCCUAUUCAUUAUGAUUUGUUUCUUGAAUCAACUAAAGCUAACUCAUCUAGAAUUACUUUUGAUUUAAGAAUGGUUUAAAUGACAACGUUAAAAAUUUAAAGUAAAUAAGUUAUGUGUGAACUUAAAGACUAAUUGAUGGAAUAAGUUUACAAUUUUCAAUUAAAAAUUAGAGUAUCAAUUCAUUAUUUAUAAGCAAGUCUCAUUAAAUGGAUUAUUAUAGUGAUUUCUCUCCUAAUUAUUUAAAUCAUUAUUUGUACCGUUAAUCAUCCCUUAAAUAAUAUGGAUAUAUUGAUUCUAAAGAAAAACUAAGAAGUGAAUCCGAUGAAUUUCAAUUAGUCAGAGAUAUCUUUGAUGCAUCUAUUGAAGAGAACAUUUAAUAAGAUCUUAAAAGUUGUUAUUUAAAAAAAAAUGCACUUAAAAAUGAUCAAGAUUUAAUUCUAAAAAAAUCUAAAUCUAAUAAUUAACUUAAUACAAUGAUACAUUUAUCAACAAAUUAAUCAUAAACUAAUAAGUCUUUAAAUUCUAGAAGACCUUAUUCAACUAUGGGAUUAAUUACAAAAAAAGAUAUAUCAUGGGAAUUUAAAGUAUAAGAAAAUAAUCCAUUCAUAUCUUUUGAUAUUUAUGUAGAUGAAUUUUCUAGUUCUUCUUUUGAAUUCAUUCUUUGGGGGAGUUCUAAACCAAAUGAAAAAUCUGACAAUGUUAAUGUUAGAAAAAUUGGUAAUUCCAUUAUUUCUCUUAAUAGAUUUUUCAGUUAAAAUGUUAAUGUUUUAGCUGAAUUAGAUAGAAUCUCACUAUAAGAAGUAAGAUUCACUGAUAAAUUAUGGAUUCAUGGUUAAUGUGUGGGAAGAGUUAAAGCAGAAUUUAUUAUUACUAAAGACACUUUUAUUAGAUAAAUGUUAGGAGGAUUCAGAACUGAAGAAGGAAUCUAAAGAUCAUCUUUAUUAUACAUUAAAAAAGAUAAAUAUUCUGGACCAUAAAGUCCAAAUAUUAAUCAAAUCAUUUAAAUUAAUAAUGAAAUAGAUGAAUUAGCUGGUAAACUUAAUUAAAAGAAUCUUUAACAUAGAGAAAGAGUUAAAAUUAAUAAAGCUAUUAAUUAAAUCAUUGAUAAAUUAAGUUCAUUAAUUAAAAACUAGGAGUUAUAUGAAAAUCUUGAAGAAAUGAUUGCUGCUUAAUUAGUCUUUGUAGAUUUAACUAAAAAUCUAUUGGAAAGUGCUGAUUUAAUAGAUGAAGAUUUAAGAGAUCAAUAUUAUGAUGUCCUUAUUACUUUAUUAAAUAGAGAUGAAUUCUUCAUUAGUUAUUUAGGUUUUGAUAAAGAUCUUAAAGAAGCAUAUUCAUUCAAAGAUGAUUAAAAUUACAAUUCUAAAAACAAAAAAUUAAUAUAACAAUUAAAUUAGAAAAUUAGAAUUGGAUUACAUUAUUAGAAUUUCUUACAUCAAACAUUUGAGAAAGUUGCAUUUAAAUUAAAUUAAUAAGGAUAAAAUGAUAAAGAAGAAUUAUUUGUAAAUACAUUUUUGGUAAUUGCAUUUUUCAGAAUCCCAUAAUUCUAAAAUUUAUUAAUUGAAAUCUUGAAAUAAGAUCAUCGAUCACUCUAAGAAGAAUUUGAAAAAGAUUUUGGAAUAAAUUGCACUGAUAAUACUUUUUCUGCUGAAUGGGAUAAAAAUUUUUAUGAUUAUUUGUAAAGUGAUCCUCGACAUUAAGAACAUAAAAAGCAAUUAGAAGGUAUACUUAAUUCUAUUGAUUGGAAGAACAUUAUACUUACUAGCAAAGUUUUUUUAAAAUGGUUUCAAUUGAUGUUAACCCAUUAUAAAAAAGCGAAACAUCCAUAUGACAUGAGUUUAACAUGGUCAGGUUUUCCUGGCUAUUUGAUUUUGAUUAAAUAUCUUUUAUUAGAAAUUAAGCAUUCAAAUUAAUAUCCAUAUCCAGAAACUAUAAAGUAGGCUUCAUCUUGUAUUUUAGAAAAUGAAAAUAUGUUAAAUUAUUUAGUAAUUGUAAUAUUUCAUAAAACUAAAUUAUAUGAUGGCAUAGCAGUGUUUUAUACUCUUGAUAUGAUUAACGAUUGGUUUGAUAUUUUGAAGAAAUAAAAUAAGAAAAUUCCAACAGAUUUUAAUUAUCAAUUUUUGAUGAAGGGUCUUUUCAUGAUUUUUGAUGGCUAACAUGCUUCAUCCAUAAGUAAAGCAUUAUAAUUAAUAUUCAACAUAUUUCCAUAAAUGCCUAUUGAGAUACAAAAAGAAAUUAGUGAUCAUAUUUUUGAUAAUUGUUUUUUCAAAUUUUUCAUGUUUUGGAGUAAAUUAGUAAGAUUUGUGUUUCAACAUUUUUUGAUAUAUAGAAUAUAACAUCGACUUAGAAAUUAUAGGCAGGAAAGUAUAAGAGAUAUCUACAAAGAAUUUGAAUGUAUAAAGUUAUAAAAAUAAAAAUAUACUGUUGAAGAAAAGGCUAAAUUACUUAAUCAUCUCAUUUACAUUAGAUAUUCAUAAAUGAUAGAAUUGGUAUUGAAAAUUAAGAGAAAGAUUGCAUAACAUAAUUUGUAAUAAGAAAGCUAAUUUUAAUUAUAAUUGGAGGCUAAAUCACUUAAAUUAAAGUUGAUGAAAAAAAAAUAACAAUAAAAAAAAUAUUAGCAUUAGUAAUUAAGGAGAAUGGAAUCCCCAAGACAUGAUCAAAUUGAUAUUUCAUUUGAAAAAUAAUAGAGAUCAAAUAUAAGUUUAACAUUUAGUUUGAAUGAUCCUUUCUAUAGUUCUGAUAUCAGAGAAGAUUAAAAAUCUUUUGAGUAAUCAAAUGAAAAUUUAAAGGAGAAUAAUGGUUCUAAUUAUGAUCAAAAUGAAAUAUAUUUGUUAGAUAGAAGUAUAAGUUCGAUUAUUAAUUUGAAUGAUUUAUUGGCUGAUAUUGAUUAGGACAAGAAAACUUAUGAGAAAAGAAAAUCAAGGCAUUCAAAUAGGAAUAACUCUGUUGAAUUAAAUUCAGAGAAGAGUCAAAAAAGUAGAAUAGAUGAAAAUUAGAAUCCUAAAAAGUUAAAAAUAUAUCAUAGAAUCAGCAAUUAAGAAAAUAUCAAAAAAUCAUUUACUAAAGAACUCUUAUCCUAUUUGUUUCCAGCUAUUUAAGAAUGGCAAGAAUAAUAAGCUAAUUAUAAGAGAUGGUUUUUAAAAGCUUAAGCAUUAAUAAAAAAAUAAUUUAAAUAAGACUUGUAGGAACAAUAAUUGAUGGAUAUUGAUCCACCUGAAAUCAAUUUGUAUGUACCUAAAGACGAAACAGAGAAUGAACAUGUUUACACUGAUCAUUGA